CAUGACUGGCACAAGGACCUUGUCAGUAGUAAAAGGCGGCAAAAUUAAAAAAAGUGGGCGCGAAGAGUUGGCUUUCUUAGAAAAUAUGAAUUUAGCGCCUUUUUCUACUGACAAGUUUGGUGUGUUUCAGUAUAUAUAUUUAUAAUUUUAUUUUUUUCCUAUAUUUAGAGGUUGUAUCACGGUAAUCAAUUCAUUAUAUUUUUCUUUUGUUUUUUGUUGACAGCGUGUUGACAUAAAUAUCAAGUAUACGGCAUGUUCCCACGGUUAUUUUAUUAAAUGAAAAAUAAGUAAUACGUGUAGUAGUUUAGGAAUCUGAUUAUAAAGUAAACGAUGCUGGUUUCGAAUUGUUUUCGUGGAAUACGGCUUACUAAGCACAUUAACUGUCGUCAAUUAAGAACAUUAGUGCCUCAAGCGUAUGCGUUGAUUGAGAAUUCUGCUAAGGCCCUUAUAAACAAAGCUGAACGCAAACUUUUUGGGCCAACAUCGGAGGAGAUUGUUCGGGAUGUUGACUUGGGAGAUAAAUAUUGUCUGAUCACUGGUGCCAACGGCGGCCUCGGACUUGAGAUGACGAGGUGCCUCAACGCGCGUGAUGCCCAUGUUCUCAUGGCUUGUAGAAACACAUACGCGGCCAAUAUCGCCAGUAAGAAAGUCUGCAAGAACUUGGAUCGUUUGAGUAUAGGAGAAGUAAACUUCGCCUCACUUCGAUCUGUGAAGAAUUUCACGGACCGGCUCGCGGCAGAAGACAAAAAAUUCGACAUUGUAAUUUUAAAUGCUGGAGUUUUUGGUAUUCCACGGACUAUAACGGAAGACGGAUUAGAAACAAUAUUUCAAGUCAAUUAUUUAAGUCAAAUAUACAUGCUCAUGAACAUUGAAAAACUAUUAGCUUCUAAUGCCCGUGUAGUGUUUCUUACCUCGGAGUCUCACAGGUACGUCAAUUGGCCUUUAGAGAAAAGGCUACUGCCUACCGAGGAGAUGUUUUCUCUGCCGGCAAAUGAAUAUACUUCAAUCAAGGCUUUCAACGUAUCUAAGUUAUGCUGCAUUUUCGCGAUGCACUACCUGGGCUACCGGUGGAUGAACACGGGCAGGGGUGUGCUCAGCGCGACUCCUGGUUCAUUCAUUAGAACAAAGCUGUGCAGCAAUUGGUGGGCCUACGAAUUGCUUUACAUGAGCAUGCAACCGUUUAAUAAGUCUAUUUCGCAAGCCGCUGCCACGCCGUUGUACUGCGCAACUUCGCCCGAGCUGGAGGGGAUGACAGCCAUUCACUUCAAAAACUGCAAGCGCUGCGAGGAGAGCGAGCUGGCGCUCGACUCCCACCUGUCGUUCCGGCUGUUCGACAUGACGCUGCGCAUGAUCGACGAGCGCGUGCGACACUUCGAGAGCCCGCUGCUCGAGGCCAAGGAAAAACCUGAGCCUGAACAAACUGAAAAAGUUCCUAAGGAGCCCAUCGAGGACGACCUUAUCACCAGCUAUUCAGGUUAAUAAACUCACUUCACUAACUAGAAGCAGGGCUGACUGUAUGGGUCUGAUACAGCCGUAAGGCGAGCACCGGCUUUUUGUUCUUGUUCGAUAUCAGACAUCUCAUAGAUUAGUUGUAUGUGUUUAAACGUAGGUAACUUUUAAAACGGAUUCUAGCAAUAAAUUAAUACGUGACUUUUAA
Messenger RNA from Cydia pomonella (codling moth), 1657 nucleotides. Its product is annotated as WW domain-containing oxidoreductase-like. The record is from RefSeq and is a predicted model, not a curated record. The coding region runs from base 331 to 1479 and encodes 382 amino acids. NCBI's taxonomy places the organism in Eukaryota, Metazoa, Arthropoda, Insecta, Lepidoptera, Tortricidae. The transcript has 6 exons.